Molecule: messenger RNA, 9070 nt
Organism: Dromaius novaehollandiae (emu)
Lineage: Eukaryota; Metazoa; Chordata; Aves; Casuariiformes; Dromaiidae
Gene: HESX1
Product: HESX homeobox 1
Exons: 5
Coding region: 2363-2983 (206 amino acids)
Biological process (GO): regulation of transcription by RNA polymerase II; forebrain development; pituitary gland development
Cellular component (GO): nucleus
Molecular function (GO): DNA-binding transcription repressor activity, RNA polymerase II-specific; RNA polymerase II cis-regulatory region sequence-specific DNA binding
Source: RefSeq, a predicted model, not a curated record
AGUUUGCAAUUACAGGCGUUGUGUGUGAAGUCAGUGCGUCCUUCUAGCCCUGCUAUAGCCAGAGAGAUUUUGUCUCUUUUAUUGUUUGCUACUGUUUACACCCCCUCCCUGCCUCUGCAAAACCCCAAAAGAUUAUUUGGGGGGCAGAGUAACUCUGUUGUAGCUCUGUCAUGGUAGAAGUAUCUUUUGCACUCUCCUGAGCAGCAGGAACACUGCUUUUUGAGAAGUCCUCUUUUAUCUGUGUCUCAUCUUCCACCACCAAUCAGGGCUUUUAGGAAGAAGGGAUUUAUUUCUAUCCAUAAAUACUUAUUUUCUUUGGUUGUGAAGUCACAGUUUCAGCUGAGGACCCAUUGUUCCUUGAAUGAGUCUUGAACAGAAAAAAGUACACCUCACGGAGCAUGGCCUUUCUCCUUCAGAAGGAGAGUAUAAUCAGUACUGAUGGGUUUCAUGCUUUCUUGGGUUGGAUGGACUUGCUGCUACAGAUUGGUGGCCAGUGCUAAAUGGCUAAGGCUACUGUGGGGACUUAUUUGAAUUGAGCCAGAUCAUUGUGCACUAUUUAAAAAAUAGCAUGUUCUUAAAUUGCCCUUUCUACAGCUCUGAGACUAGGAUGUUUUGAUCCCAGUUAUUGUUUUUUAAAUUAUUCUUUUAGGUUAGGCAAUUUAUAUUUUAAGGAUAGAGCAUACAGUAUGUUUAAAUUGUUAAUUAAUAUCUGAAGUUUCACUUGCUGAAAGGCAGGUGAAAAUAUGCUAUGUGUCAAAUGAGAUGCUGUAUAAAUAACAGCAGAAGCAGAAACAAAUUAUACAGUGUAUUUGAAUUUAGGAGCUAGUUCAACUCUAUGAAAUUACAUGAUGAUAUUUCACUUCCACAUUUUAAUAGAAAAUCAGUAACAUUUUAGAUAAAUUUAUUAUUAGGGAUAAAAAAGAAGAGGCUGUUCCCUCUGUUUGCUUACUGUUUUUAUCUUUUGUGGCUGGGUGAAUUUACUAUAAAACCAGAUAAGAAAGUAUGCUAAAUUGGCCACUGGAGUAAAUGAUUAACUAUUGUACAGUCUUAUUAUGAAGACCUUCUUUUAUGUUUGUGUAAGAUUACAUUUUACUUCUAAAAGCAGGUGAAGGAAAAGGCUGAUACUAGAUUGUAAACAAUUAAAGCUUUUUGAAAUUUUUUUUGUAGAGAGUAGUGAGGAAUUCUCAAAGUUACAACUCAGUUCAGUCAGUUUGUUUACCAGCUCAGCUGGUGACUCAUAUGGCCUGAGGCAAGUCACACUGCUUCACUGUCACUGCUCUUUCCCUGUCACAUGAGGGUAAUAAUAGAAUUAUCUUACAAGGUAUUUUAAAGUUUAAGUCUUACAUCUUGUUUGGUCUUCUGUAUUAAAAUGCUACUUGUUGAGCUGUGAUUGGAUCCAUAAUUGCAUGACGCAACGCUAGCAUUGUCUCAUGAGUUAUAUAUGCCUAAUAUAUGCCUAAUUUUCUGGUGUUGAGAUCAGUUAACUUGAGAUCAGUUUUUACAACUGUCUUCUGUAAGAAAUGCCCUCUGUUUUGUACGGUAUAUAAAAUACAUUUCUUUAGCAGAAUUAAAGAUGGUAGCAAGUAACUUUAAAUGGAGUUGUUCUUGCUACCUUUGUAUUUUUAUACCUUUAAGUGGCAGAAGAAAAUACAUUUGUUUAGCUGCUGUGAGUUGAGAAGAACAGCUCUUAAAUCAGAGGACUAAAUGUUUCAUUUUAAAAAAAGCACUAACUACAUGCUUUUAAUAUGUAGAAAUGUAUUUUGGUGUCUCCACUGGCAUGUAGCAUAAAAAUGUCUUGUUUCUGUUGAAAUUAAUGAUUCAGUUGCCACUGGCUUUAGUAGCAAGUGGGGGCCUUUUUCAUGGUUCUGUAGUAUAAUGCAGCUUCUUUUAAUCAGUAGUCAGGAUUUUUAAGUAAAUCCAUUACAUAGAAACACUCUGUAAUGUCUUACUAGUCUUUGUGUACGUUUUUACAAAAGUUAGAAGGCAUCAGAAAGUUUUAUUUGGGAUGCAAGUUUGACAACAGUAGACGAGGUUAGAUGAUAAUGAAUAAAAGAAUUCCUCUGAACCCACUGAUUGGUGUUUUUCUAGCAUUAACUUUUUUUAGCGAUGUACAUAUUUUUGUUAGUCUGUGUGAUUCUUUUUUUCUUCUUUGUAUAAAUGAUUGUUAGGAAACCUUAAGAAUGUGGUGAACUGACACUUGGCACUGUGCAGACAGGGAGAAGAGCAGCCAACAGCUCUUUAGAGGACUUCAGAUACGUCCCCUAAUGGAGUGAACAUCUUGCCUCUGCUGGAGGGUAAAAGAGGCUGUCUGGAUAAGCUAUAAGGACGACUUGCAGAGAAAUGCAAGUACAGUAUACAUGGUAUGCUGGCUGAAGGGGAAAGCAUGGCAAGUACAUCGCUGUGUCCUGCUAAUACAUCGGUAUCUCAGAAUCUUCAGAAAGUAUCUGGUUUUGUACAAAAUAAAACCACACAGUGCUCAUUUUCUAUUGAAAGUAUUUUGGGAUUGGAGCAGAAGAAAGAUGUCAUUCCAGCUGUGAGACCUCACAGACCGUGGAUGGAUACAGGCACCAACCUGGUUUUACGUCAAGACAGUAAUCCUCAUAUGCAAAUCCCUGUUGUUUCCUAUGAAAACUCAUUAUUUCAUGCUAACGGAAGUGCAGUGCAAGAGGAAGAAGUUUUGAAAUGUGAAAAAUAUUUUUCAGUCACUGAAAGGCUAUCUUUCAAACGAGAAUUGAGCUGGUACAGGGGUAGAAGACCAAGAACUGCUUUCACUAGAAACCAGAUUGAAGUUUUGGAAAAUGUUUUUAAACUGAACUCCUACCCUGGCAUUGACAUUAGAGAAGAACUAGCUCGCAAAUUAGAUUUAGAUGAAGACAGGAUUCAGAUCUGGUUCCAGAACCGUCGUGCAAAACUGAAAAGAUCACACCGAGAAUCUCAGUUUCUAAUGGUGAAAAAUACUUUCACCUCCAACCUGCUAGACUAGGAAGAAGAAUGGUUUGCCAUUAAGCUACUACAAUAGAACAUGAAGAAUUACUGAAAUUUUCAUAAUUUGUAUUAAGUAAUGAUAUUAAUUCUAUGAUUUUAUCCCUAGAUUUGAAAUAUCAUGACUUUCAUUCAAAUAAACUGUAAAUACUUGAAGUAUUAUUAUAAUCUACAUUUUGUGGAAAAAGCAAACUUUUCCCAUAUAUUUUAAUAAAUAUUUUCAGAAAAGUUUAGGUAUUUUUGCAGUUAAAAAACAGAAAACUUGGUCAGUGCACAAUAUUUUCAGCUACUGUGCAUUACAACAGCUUAAUUGAAGACCAAAAAAACUUCAUAGUUUAAAAAAUUCAGAUUAAAGUCUAAAAUAUGUGAUAUGCAAGAAAUUGUGCAUUACAUUGGAAUUCAAAUAGCUUAUGAAAUAAGUGCUAUCACUUUCUUAAAAUUGUUCUUUGUGUAAACUGUCUUUUCUCAAACGGAAGGACUAAUAUUUAAGUAACUAUUUUCAGUUUCAGCAAUUGCUUGGUUAAGAGAGGCUUAAAACUAAUCUUUUUUUACAUCAUAUUUUAAUUCAUUUAUACUUAGGAUAAUAUUUGCCUAUUUAAUACUGCAAUUUAGAUAGCUCUUGUUUUGUUGGUAUAAAUGUUCUAGUUACAGAGGUUGCCCUCAAUAUCUUUUAAUGAGAGAACAUGAGAAAUAUCUUUUAAUGAGAGACAGGAUCAAAUCAGUUGGGACCGGAGUGGAUAUCCAGAUCACCUCUAUUACUUCUAUGGUGUUUGAAUAUUUUUAUCAAAAUGUAUAUGAAAAUCAAGUGUCUUAAUAUUCAGUAGUCCACCUGAAGUCAAUAUGCAUAAAGACAGCCUUACACAAAAAGACAACUAUUUGUGGCCUUGACAUAGGGAAACAGUGCAGGUAUGGAUUUACGCUGUUCCUUGCUUAAGUGCUAAUGUCCUUCAGUGAGAACUCAGCCCAUUUUACUUACUUGAAGUGUUCUACAUGGACCCAGACGUACAGGAACUGAUUUUGUGUCAAGCUGAUGCUUCAGCAGAAGCACUAACUUUAACUAGUGUUUCAAUCUGUAGCAGCCAAUAAAUCCUAAAAUAAAGAACUUAAGCAGAAGACUUCGUUAGCUGAGUUUUCCCACUUGAUUUACUUGAAAGAUAAAUUUUAUUUUGAAACAAAACUACAUUUAUAAUAUUCAAAACAUUGUACUGAAUCAUUUUAUUUGAUGCAAAGAAAAUCUUUUUUAUCAUAAAAUCAUAAGGCAAGAUUCUGAAAAGCAGGAAAAAGAAGUGAUGUGAAUGCUUAUGACACUCGCAUCCUUUUUAUCUAUAAUGCAGAGUACUGAUCUCAGACUAACUAUCCUCCCUUUAAGACAUGCCUAGCCACUGAGCUCUUAGGUAUUCUGAUGUUGGUUUCCAGAUUUCUUUUGGAAACAGUUUUGCAUUGUAUAAAAUGCUUAGAUAUUUGCUGGAGGAAGAAUCUGAGCCCAGUUCUCCAAGGUACAUACCAUAGCCACCAGGCUGAUUCACUUUCAGUCUCUGACACUCAGUUUCUAUGGAGUCAGUUAUGUUAACGAGGACAUGAAAGUCAAUAAUAUAGGUUAGAUGUAAAUAGGAAAAAAAGAAAAAGAAAUUCCAUAAAUUCUUCCAGUGUUUUAUAGUGCAAAUAGUUAAACGUGUUCUUCACUUGCACUUUCUUGUUCAAUGAUUUAAAAAAAAAUUUUUUUUAUGGCAUCAUAGUCUCAAUGUAGUAUAGUCUCUAGAGGUAGGCAUUAAAAUUUUAAAGGCCUGUCUGUACUACUUCCAGACAGUUCUUAAAUAUUACACCUCUUCUAAAAUAUACUCUGCUUUUCUUCAGUUAAAAAGUUCUUCAUAAGUAGAAUGCCUGUAUUUUACACUUCAAUUGUAAUAAUAGAUGAUUUAGUGCAUCUUUGACUGUUUGCGAUUUAUUUGGAAAUGCAGUUUGAGAUUUUACCAGAUACAUCAUCCUGUUAUGUCAUGAACAAAAGAAUUGCUCAUUCUUAGUGCUUGUGUCCAUAGUAUCUGCUGUCCUAUAGAAUAAAAGAUAAAACUAAUUAAGUUUGGGGAGGAAAGGGGUUGAUGAAUAAAAAUAACUUUAUAUAGCCUCAUGCUAGCAAAAAUUCAGUGGGAGAGAUGAUCAGACUUUAGUCCUUAGUUGAUAUUUGGGAAGAUGUGUUGAGGUAUGAGAGUGUAAAUAAAAAUGACUUUUAUAUCCUGCAGAACACUAUUAAAUAUCUGCAUUAGUUUAUGGAGCUGCAUUAGAGCUGUUUGCCUUUUUGUGUCUGUAACUUCAUGGAUUUAUUACCUUUAUUACUACAGUAACCAUAAAAUGCUGAGUUAUUUAACUUUGCUUUAAAAAAAAAAAACUAUAUUAGCAUGAAAACAUCAAACUUUUAUCCAAUAUUGAAGUGUUAAUAAUUCAUACUUUUAGAGUGUUGGAUUUCAGAGGUAACACUAGAUAUUACUAACUGAAUUUCUGUUGUAUCUCUGUAUUCAAAAAUACUUAAAAGACCAUUCACAAAAAAAGCAAUUUACAUGGAGCCAAAUCCAUUAGUUCUGAAGAAAUGAGAAGCUGAAUUCAGACACCUACCUGAUCUGAGGUAAAGACAGUAUUGGGAAUGCAUGAGUUCUAUUUUGUUUUUCUUUUCACCUCAAAACAUAUAUUGCCUGUGGCUUAAUCUUAGCGCAGGUAAUUUGAAACUAUUGUCUACUCUGGCGCUGGAAACAAGGUUUCCAGCAGCAACAGAUUAGUCUAAUCUGUCCAGAUUGAUGCCUAAGAACCUUACUCUAUUAUCUGGCAAAUACCUAAAUGCACCUAAUGUCUCUCAUAAUGGAGCUUGUCUCAAGUGGCGGAAGUCUGACAAAGCAAUUUAAGAGAAGGACAAGAAUAAUAGCAGAAUAAUAAUAGCCUGGUAUCCAGCUCUCAAUUAGCAAAUGUUACCAGAAGGAUGAUUCAUCUGUAAGGUGCCAGCGCUGUUGCACAUAGCGCUGAGGGACAGAGUUUAAUAACAAAAUUGCAGUAUUUGCUUCCUCUUGACAGGGUUCGUUUCAGCUGUUGGAUGGUUUUGUCAAGUCACAAACUCCUCUUCUUCCAACCAUGUUGCCUUGCAUUGGCUCCAGUGCUCAUUUGACCCUGCGAUGUAUUGAUUAAAUUUACUAUGAUGGUGAAAAACUGUUUCAGCAAAAAAAUUGGCCAGUGUAGUAGGUAAAACUUCCCCCUUUUGAUAUUGGCAGGCUGUUAUGUCAGCAUCAGCAUGGAUCAACAGCUUCAAUUUAGGCAAGAGUGGGUUGAUGAUCAGCUUCUGGCGUUGACUGUGGUGGCAUUUGAACAUUCUUGUAGUGCUUUCCUGAAUUAAGAUCCAGGGCCUGUGAUCCUAAUCAGGACACUGGCUACAUAAUUAUUUGUUUAAAAUGAUGUUCUUUUGACUUAUGUCUCAAUAUCCUAAAAAUUUAUUUUAACCACGGACUUCAGCAUUGCCCAAAUUGCCAUCUGAAACAGAUGAGCUGUCCCCAUGAUCUGAAGGCAAACUCAAACUGGUUUAGACCAAAGAGAAUCAAUGUUUGCGAAGUUCCGAUGUAAUGCUGUUACUUGGAUACAUGGAUUGGAAGUGGAGGAGGAUGCAUAGUGCUUGUUUCAGAGUUAGAGUUGAAUGGUUUUGUGUUUUGUUUUUGGGGUUUUUUUUUCCUUCUCCUAGCUCCUAAACCAAGUUUUCCUCAGCCACUGUGAUAGCUGGAGAACCCAAAUGAAUAUAUUCUAUCACUCUUUUCCUUAAUCUUAUGCAGUUUGGAGCAAUCAGGACAAAAGUUUGCUGAUUUUUCUAAAUUAAGUUCUAAUAAAUGGGACUAUCUACAUUAUUAUUCUUGUUAUUAAUCACUUUAAAACUUUGGGAAUUUGCCAUUCUUAAGUUGCAUAUGUAGGUAUGUGUUUCAAACUCGUUACCUUAUUGUGACCUUUUUAAAAAAAUCACCUGUAACCUUGCAACAAUUUAGAUAUUGUAUCUUAUUUUUCUCUAAUUAUUCUUCUCUCUUCUAACAGUGAUUUUUAUUUUACCAGUCCAUGUCAUUUUAUUACUUCUAAGGUGAUAACUGCCUGUAUGCAAUCCCUAGAUUCUGGGGCUGGCUUGUAUCUAUGUAUAAUCAAUUUAUGUUUUAUAUAUUAGAUGAAAAUGCACAUGUAUCUUUUACUGAUAGAUUUCACAAUCUUUCUUCAUAUUUAGAAUUAUAUCGUAUCAAUCACAGCGAUGCUCCAACAUAUGUUGGGAUGCAGUUUGUACGAACGAUGCUAAAGUAAGGAAAUUGAGAAGAUGGCAAAUCAAAUAUUCUGCACUAGAGCAGGCAGGCUAUACAUUAGCUGCAUUUUAAGCAGUUUGCUUUUUAGAUUAAAUCAGACUUUAAAUUCAUAAAUGUUGAAAUAGAGAUAAUCUGUAUUUCAAAUGCAAAUAAAAAUACUGUGCCGCUUUUGCCCUCUUGUGGCUAGAUUUUAGGAUUACAGUCCGUCUUGGUAAAUGGAUUUCGUUUGUCUGAGCAAAAGCUGCAGCCAUGAGGCAAGACUGUAGGUAGACAGGAUGUCAGCAAGUGACUGCCUAUUUUAAUUGUAGUACAAACGUUGUGACUAACUCGCUAUUGUAUCUGUGUCUGAAUGCUUGACAUUGGGCCUGAUUUGAUUUCACAAGUUCUGAAUGUGCAGUAAUUUACUUUGAGCUCAGUGGAAAUUGAUAGGUGCUCAGUAUUUUUAAUAAUCUGAUCAUUUAUUAAUAGUGAGCUGUUAACUUAAGAAGUCAGGAAUUCAGUUUUUGUCUGCCAACUUUCUUUAAUCUUGCCUUUAAAUUAGUUGAGGCUGCUUUCAGGAAUACAUGUUUACAACGCUGCUCAACACAGUCAAAUUAUAGUAGCAGAAUCCUCCUAAAUUCAGCAAAACAUUUGACAAAAUGACCAGGCAUUUUUAAAAGAACUACUUCUUGUAAUGUAAAGCAGGAAUGACUUCUGCUACAAUAUCUACUAAUGUAAUUUUUCUGUGAUAACAGAACAAUGUCAACAAUGCAAAUGUUUACCAUGUAGAAACACUUAUUCCCGCUAGCGAUUUCAUUUAUCACUGUUUUACCACAUUAGAAGGACAGAAAUUACUUUGUGCCUUUUAAAUACUGCACAUUUAUUAACAAUUUUCUAACAUUUCAAAAUGUUCAGUCAGUUUAAAAUAUUUCAAAAUGUGACAGUAUCCACUUCAGUUUUUUUCUUAAUUAGAAUAUUUGCAAGUUGCUGCCCGGAUAUUUGUAUAUAAGGCAUAUAGUGAAAUGCACUUCACUCACUUCAAAGGUGGAACAAUAGCGCAUUGUAUGUUACAGGAUGUGGCUGUUUGACAGGAUAAUUGCAAAUUGCUCUAAUUCUUUUCGGCAGAGUCAUAAGGAAGCAUCCUAAAAAGGCAUCGGCAUCUCCCUUAAAGUGAAGUUGGCUAUGGCUAGAUAUUUUUAUGAAACUUAGGCAGGUUACCUGAAAAACCUCCUUUUUUUGUAGAUGUCUUUGUUUAAACGAGGAAACUGGUCCCCUCUUUACUUUGUAAACAUAUAGUCCUGGGCUAUAAGAUUUAUCACAAAUUACAUUUUAGUAGGAGUGGUGUUUUCAGUGAUUGUUAUAUUAUCUAAUUACAAGCAAAUAAUAAUCAUCUAUUCUAACUUAACAUUAUUUAUGUACAAUGAUUUUAUAUAUGAGUGAAACAGAUGUUGUUCAUUGUGUUUGAUCAGUCUCUUAUCUGUGUGUUUAUUUUACUCUUUCCAGAAUAAGAAAGUGACUUGAUCCUGAUGUCUGGCUGCUUCAAAUUUGCCAGACUGUUUUUUCUCCAUAAUGUAGAUAUCAAGGACGCUGGACUUUUUUGUUUGGGUUUGUUUAUUUGUUUUAAAUGAGCUCUUGCAGGUAGGUUUUUCAGCAAUGAUUGCCAUUCCUGACAGGGCCCUUCUUCUUUUGGAGCACAGUUUUAUAAAAUUACUGUGGAUUCUGUUGUAAAUCUGCUGUUUAAGUGUUUUACAAUUUUUCUCUGAAAUACGUAUCUAUCAUAUAAACAGAAAGAUUUCAAUUUC